Molecule: messenger RNA, 4257 nt
Organism: Strongyloides ratti
Lineage: Eukaryota; Metazoa; Nematoda; Chromadorea; Rhabditida; Strongyloididae
Product: Alpha-2-macroglobulin domain-containing protein
Exons: 4
Coding region: 1-4257 (1418 amino acids)
Molecular function (GO): endopeptidase inhibitor activity
Source: RefSeq, a predicted model, not a curated record
AUGUCAAUAGGAAAGUAUCAUUUUUUUGUAAUAAAUGGAAUAAAAACAAACAAAGUUAAUCUUAAAAGUAUAGCUGAUUCUUGUGAAAAAGGAAGGCAUGGAAAAUCUAUACAAUUAAAAGGAAUUUUUACAGAAUUAAGUAGUGGAAAUUAUAUAGAAAAAAUUUUUACUGUUGAUUUAAUGAAAAAAAAUUUUGAUAUAAUUCUUCUAAAACCAUUUGUUACAAAAAAAAGUGAAAGAUUAUAUUUUAUUUUAAAAAAUGGUAAUCCAUUAUAUUAUACUGGGCAAGUUAAUAUUUCUGUUAUUUGUUUUAAUGAAAAAAUAUUUAAUACUAUUACAAUUAAUAGUUUUAAUACUGAAUACAGUAAUAAAUCAUAUAUAAAUUUACAAAAUAUUGAAAAAUGUGAAAUGUUGUUAGUUGAAGGAAGGAGUGCCAAAAUGCAAAGCAUAAUAAAAAUACUAGUACCAGUAUUAAAUAAUAAUGAAAUUAUAAAAUCUUUUUCAUUAACAUCUAUUUUUCAAUUGGAGGAAAAUGUAGAAUUUGAUAUUGAAAGUGAUGAAAAUAACUUAAACUAUAUAAUUAUGAAUCAACAUAAUCGUAUAGUGGUGUUUGGUCUAGUGAAAGAUAAGAAAAUUAAUGUAAAAAUAACUUCAGAUAUGGUGGGUACAAAUUAUUUAAUCGUUAUAAGCACAACAAAUACUAAUAUAAUAGAUAUAAUAUUAUUUAUUGGUAAUAAUCUUUGUCAAAAUACAAAUUAUUCUAUCUAUUUAAAGAAAAAAAUUCUAUCUUUUAAUGAUACUUUUGAAGGAAAUAUUAUAGGUCCAAAUAAUGGGUUAGCUUUGUUAAAAGUUUAUGAUAAACGGCUUAAGUUUUUUGAAAACCAAAAUGAUAAUACAAAUGUGUAUUGGAAUUUAGAGAAAUUGUUAGACAUGGAUGAAAAAUUUUUUUAUAAAAAUAUACUUAAUUUAUUAAUGCAGGAAAUGGAGGGAGAUAUUAUAAGACAUUUAAAACCUGUUAAUAAACUUUUUAAUAAAAUUUCAAAUGUUUGUAAAAAUGUUAUAAAUAUUGAUACAUUUUAUUCAUAUAAUAAUUUAAAUAAAUUUGGAAAUAGUUCAUGUUGGAUAUCAAAUAAAUGUGUAGAAAUUAUUAAUGAAGUAAUAAAUGAAAGAAAUAAAGGAAAAUAUGAUGUAAGAUAUAGUUCUAUUUAUUUAAUGGUAAAACAAAAACCAUCACAUCAAAAAAUGGAUAAUUCUUUAUUAUCAAAAUCAAAUAAAAAUAUAUUAAAAGAUAAUGAAAAUGAUGAAUUUGAUAAAAAAUUUAUUAAUUCAGAGAUAAGAGAUUACUUUCCUGAAGUUUGGAUUUUUGAAGAUUUUAUUUUAGAUGAAAAUGGUCAUGCUUCAUUUAUAUAUACACCACCAGAUUCUAUAACAUCAUGGAUAGUAGAUGGUGAUUUUUGGAAACCAUCAACUACUUAUACUUGUCCUAUAAUCCAAACUCAAGAAAUAGAAUAUAAAAAAGAUUUUUUUAUUGAAAUAAAUCUUCCCCCAACAAUUAAAGCUUUAGAAGUUAUUGAUAUAACGGUUACAGUACAUAGUUUAUCUGAUACAACGUUUAAUAAUUUAUAUAUAUGUAUGGAUAAGGGAACAACAAAUUCUUGUCAAAAUCGUGGAAGAGAUGGCAGUUUAGCAGACAAUAGUCAUUUUUCACUUAAAAGUAACACAAUAAAUAAAGUAGCAACAAAAAAAUUUGAAGUAAUAUUUUUUGAAGAGAAUAAUAAUGAAAUAAUAUCAUUUUCAUUGCGUAGGCAUAUAGAAGAUGACAUAACACUUGCCUGUGAAUCAAAUGAAAUAUAUGAUAUUGUUAAAAAAAGUAUAGUUAUUUUACCUGAUAUAAGAAUGUCUUUUAAAAGUACUUUUUUUAUUAUAAAUCCUAGUAAAAAAUCAGAAUUAUUUAAUGAAACUAAUGAAUUAGUUAAAGAUAAAAAUUUUUUACUUAUAGAAACAAGAGAUAAUAUAACAAAUGAACUUAUUACAAAUGUUACCAUAAUUCCGAGUAAAGAUGAAGUUGUUGGUAAUUUAAUAGUUACAUUAUCAGAACCAAGAAUAUAUCAUAUGAGUGAUAAUAAUAUUGUUAGAAGGAAACGUUAUACUUUAUCAAAAUAUAGUGAUUCGCAUAUUUAUUGGAUUAUGAGUGACUUAUCAUAUAUAUUUUAUAAAAAAUUGAAAAAUGAUUUUAUAACUGAAUUUAUAAUUAAAGAAAAUUUACCAAAAGAAUUAUAUACUAAUAAUGAUUAUUCCAAUGAAUUAUGGUCAAUUUUAAUAAAUUUAAAAAAAUAUAUUGUUGAAUGUAAUAAAUAUCAUUUUUUUGCUGAUACAAUUGAUAAUGCAAAUAAAUUAAAAGAAUGCCAAAUUGAAGAUGCAAUAAAGGAUGACAAUAUAUGGAUUACAAUGUUAAAUACAAUGAUGAUUUGUGAUUCAUAUAAAUAUGAUAAAAACCAAAAUAAUGAUGAUGAAUUAUUUUUUAAUAUAAAAAAAUUAAUGAAUUAUCUUAAGAUUAGUAUGGAAAAAGUUAAUGUAAUUAAAAAUACAAUUUCAUUACCAUUUAAUAUUGAUGAAGGUGAUAAACAAUUUUUUUUAUAUGGUAUAUAUUUACAUGUUCUUAAUUCAUGUAGAUUAUAUAAUACAACGAAAAUUGAAAAUGAAAUAAAUAAAAUUUCUACACAAUUUGAAGAUAGAGAUAAAGAAGAUAUUUUAUCAACACUUUUUUAUAUUUCAUCAUCAAAACGUGAAAAAGAUUUGAGAAGAAUUUUUGCAUGGAAUGAUAUAUUAUUUUGUUUUAAUGAUAAUUUUAAAAAACUACCAUGGAUACAGGAAGUUAGUGAAGAAUGUAAAUUAAUGUUUAAGGGAAGUCAUAAAUAUAUUACAAAUCCAGAUACAAAUAUGUUAAUUAAUUUAUUAGCAUUGUUUGCUAUUACAAAUAAUUUUUCAAUACCUACAAAUUAUCCUAGUGUAAGUACUAGUGAAUUACAAGAUUAUACUUUGAUGUCAAGAAAUAAACGAAGUGAAACAAAUUUGGCUAAUGAAAUAUUUUUGGAACAAGAAAGUUAUAAAUAUGUUAUAUUUGAUAUGCAAAAAAGAAAUUAUAAUAAUAAUAAAAAUAAAAAUUUAAAUAUGAUAAUAGAAUGUAUACCAUCAUGUCAUAGUAUUACAGAAGAGGAAUAUAUUUCAGAUGGAAGAAGUAAAGUUAUACAUAUACCAUCACAAACAAAAACUAUACUAUUUAAAUCAAAGGGUAAUGGAAAAAAAGUUGUUUUAGUUGAAGGAAAUAUGUUAACAAAAAUAAAUGCACUAAAAAAUGAUUAUCCUCUAAAAAUAGAAGUUAAAAUGUUUUCACAAGAAAAUGAUCUAACACAUAUAAUAACAAUAAAAAAUUUAAAAAAACAAAAAUUAGAUAUGAUACAAUUUGAACAUGGUUUAUAUAAUGCUGGAUAUGAAUUAAUAUUAAAUAAUGAGGGUGGAUAUGUUAAAUUUGAAAAUAAUAAUAAUAUUAAGUACAAAACAAAGCCAUAUAGAACUGACAAUUCUGUUGUUUUUUUAAUUGGACCAAUACCUAUUGAUAAAGAUACAUUGUCAUAUAACUUAACACAAAGAGCUAUUAAAGCUGAGGCAAAUGAUAUUAAGCUUAUGGGUGUUAAAAUAAUACUUAGACAUCCAACUAAAGGAAUAUUAGGAAAAAUUAUUGUAGAUAAUAGAACUGGAUUUUUAAAAAACAAAGGAGACAAAAAAGAAAAAGACUCAGAUAUAGAAUAUUUAUGUUUACCAAAUACAAAAAAAUGUUUUUGUGGUGAAGGAACAUCAACUGACAUAUGUAAAAUGGAAAUGACAGAUAGAAUAAAACGAUCAUUUAAUAAAGAUCUUAUUGAUACAAAAAAAUUUGUCCUAGUAGCUUCAGUUAUUGAUAUAAGUGUUGUUGAAGAGUAUAAAGAUUAUCGUAAUUUUACAAUGAAAUUAAAGGUUCAAUCAAAUAGAAUUUCAUUUAGUAACAUAUUUAAUAUUUUCAUAAGAAUAACCAAUAAUUCAAAUGUUAAAUGUAUGUCAAUAUCAAAUAAUGAUGUAAUUUUGCUAACAGGAAAUGUAGAAAGUGCAAAAAAUCAUCAGUCUAUUUACCAUAUGUCAGGUGGCGAUGUUUUAGUAAAACUAAAAGAAACUGAAAUCAUUUCAAAUUUAAUAGGAAAAAUUGUUUUUAGUGAUUCUUAA